UUUCAAUUGCGCUGAAUCACAUUGGAGACAGACGGAAAUAGUAAACUGAGGCGAAACUUAUGAGAAUAUAACUUAUUUAAAGGAAUUAAAUAAACUUUUUAAUAACGAAAUGCAAAAUAGACAUGUUUUAAUUAUAGACUGCUCACUGAGUGGCCCAUUCGGGCUGUAAUACUCUGAAAGAGUGUUCCAGAACAUUGCCAGCGUUUACCGUUGUGUUACUAUUUUUAGAUUUAAGUUAAUCGAAGGGCAGGUAACUCCCAGAACACGUGAUUUGUAAACAAAGACUUUGUUUGGACUUUCUAUUCUAACCACAAAACAUGUUGAAACAAUAUUUUACUGACGGACUUGUACAGAUAGCUAUAUUGUUGAGUAUUCUUAGGACAGAUUUAAACAGUCUGAACAGGGAGUAUGUGAAUUAUCCAGAAGUGCAAGAAAUUAUUCUUGGACAGACUGCUGCUUAUACCCAUACUAAUUUCCACAUUGACACUAUCAACAAUAGACUUGGUUCACCUGAAAUUUACAGGAAAAAUAUUGACACUGAACAUUUAUUUAGUUCAUCUAUAUACAGAGAAAUACGUUCAUUCCGUCCAAGAAGAAAUGAGGAUCUCAAUGUACCAACAUUCUUGCUGGUGUCUGGAACACCAGGUCCUGUAAUUCAUUCGCAAGAUACGUCUGAUCAAAAUGAGAAUGAGGAUGAAAACAAUAACAACAUCCAAUCAGAGCUGACUUUGUCAUCUGAAGAUCUUGAACUAGAAGCGGAAAACUUGUUAAACACUUUGGAAGAAACAAUAGGUGCCAUAUCGCCAAACUUCAAUCUUCAAAAUAUACAAGGCACAGAUCCUACUAGUGAGGAUCUGGAUCUAAUUGAGGUGUUAUGGAGGCAGGACAUCGACCUUGGUGUAGGGAAGGAAGUGUUUGAUCCUAACCUGAGACGUGAAUUAGAACGAGAACGAGAAAUAGAGCUGCAGAAAGAGAGACAAAAGCAAAAAGAGCAAGAGCUGAUACAGAAGAAGUUAGAUGAGCAGAGAAAUAUUGCUCAACAGAGAUGGCUGGCCGACAACUUUACACAAGAUGGAGAAACUGGAGAGUGGGUUCCAAUGGGUGGUUCUCAAGUACCCCCUCCAGCACCAGAAAUUUCCAAUGUUGGAAAUGGUCCGGAGCAGUUCAUGUCAAGUUUUGACAGCAUACCUAUGAUGGGAGAUGGUAUGCCCCAGGAGAACAACAAUUACUCUGUAGCCCCACCCCCACCCCAGUAUCAGGGACCCCAGUCCAUCCAUCAACACCCACCACAGCCGGUAUAUAAUGCCAACAUGGGACAAUACAAUCAGCAACUCAACAACAGUAACAUGACAUAUGGGCCACAUCCUCAACAACAACAACCUGUUCAAUGUAACAUGGGCCAGGCAUUCCAUCAAUCACAACAACAACAGUAUAACAACACAGGCAACUUCACCAACCAUCAACAACAUAACUACACUCACAUUCAGAAUAUGUCCCAAACUCAACAACAGCAAGGCCAGAAUUAUCCCCGUCAGAGUAGCCUGGAAGCCACCUGGCAGGAUCUAGUGAACAUCCUCGACCUGCCGCCAAAUAACCAGUCUCGCCUGGCUAACGCAAACCAAAGACUAAUGAAUGGAACCGUGCCAAAUUCAGGAAUGCCGGCAAUGCAAAAUACAAGUUCCAUGUUGAUCCAAAAUGCCACCAUGCCAACUCCUGCACCAAUGAAUGGCAAUGUAACUUUUAAUAAUUCUGGUAUGGUAUCUCAAUGUCAUAGAUCACCACCUCAUAGUUCAGGCAUGAUGUCACCGUGUGGGGAGAACUUUAACUCCAGCAUGCCAUCAGGUAGUGGCAUGGGUUCAUUAGACUGGGAGAGCUGCGGGGACUUGAUUUUCCCCAACAUCACAUCAGACUUGAACGAGCCCGAGGAUCCAAUUGAUGAUGUGGAUGAACUCUUGCCCGACCUAAUUACUGAAGAUGAACUUGAAGACAUUAAUUUCUCAGAGAUGGGCCUCACUGAUGCAGUGACUCCGACUCCUACAGGAGGCUAUGGUGGUGAUGAUGCCAGCAGUGACUCCGCUGUGUCCAUGGGUAGCCAGAGUGACACGUCACCUGAUAUGAAUGAUUUCAGUGACAGUGCUCUUUCUCCUUAUGAUGGUCUAGAGGGAGCCACUGGUGGCCAUGAGGCUUCACAAUUUCCAAAAACGUCAAAGUAUGACCCUGAUGAUUUCAAAUAUGGUAACUCAUGCAGUUACAGUAGUGGUGGCGAAAGUAACGGUUCCAACUUCAGUUCAUCAUCCAACGAUACUGGUGGCAGCGGCCACUUUAGCCAGAGUAAUGGUGGGGGUUGUUUCAGUCCCGGAGGUCAGGGUCAUAUAAACCACAAUCAUACAUACCCGCUCAAACCUGGGGCAGAACCUAAAGACUAUUCUAAAAAGAAUGGGUAUAACAAUAAUAAAGAGGGUAGGCAUAAAGGGCCACAAUCUAAAGACCAUAAGAGAAUUAUGGAACUGAAAGUCCCAUUUUCUGUUGAUCAAAUUGUCAAUUCACCAGUCGAGGAAUUCAACGAAAUGUUAACACGUCACAAGUUUAAUGACCAACAGUUACAACUUAUCAGAGACAUACGUAGAAGGGGUAAAAAUAAAGUGGCUGCGCAAAAUUGCCGUAAAAGGAAGAUAGGGGUUAUAGAGCAUUUAGAGGACGAAAUGACCUCAAUGGAAAAAUUUAGAGACAAGUUGUUACAUGAGCGUCAUAUGAUGGAUAAGCAAACGAGAGAAAUGAAAGAAAAGUUGGGACUUUUGUAUUCAGAAAUAUUUCACUCGUUACGGGAUGACCACGGGCAGCCUUAUGAUCCUGCGCGUUUUUCACUACAACAGUCCAACGAUGGUGAUGUUUUUCUAGUGCCCCGAAAUUACACAACAGAAGAUGAACAUAGUAAGAAACGAAAAGAAGAACGGAAGUGAAUGAAUACUGAAAGCAUUUAAGUGAUAAAAAAAUCAAGACAAUUGUGAUUAAUAUUGAGCAAUUGAAGUGCUUAAAUUAUUCCUGUAGUUAUGCAGCAUUGGGUUAAAUAGAGACAAAUUACACGUGUACAUAUUUAUUGGUGAUAUAUUUGUACAAGGUAUAUGUCAGGUUUGUUGAUAACUCUUUCGAUAGGAAUAUUUCUAAAAAAGAAUGGGUUUCUUUCAGGGUGCUAGACAACGAUAUGCUAAGAUUUCCAUUAUUUUGUUUGUUUAGAGGACAAGUUAGUUGUAACAACUUGUUAAUAUUAAGUGCUAAGAACUGUGAAUCAGUCUAAAAACAUUUUUUGCAUUUCAUUGUAGAUGUUUUAGUUUAUUAUUAACAUAUCAUUUAAAGCCUUUCUCAAUUUUGCGUGUUUUUUUCUUUCUGAUUGCUAGAAAUGAUGCUUUGUUUUUUACAUUCACUAUCGCCAUGGAUACAUUAUUAACUUUCAUUUCAUUUCGUAUCAUGUUUUCUAUGCUGCUCUUGAAAUCAUAAAACAUAUUGUGCAUAUUUCUUCCUGUACUACUGUAACUUGUUACAGGCAUUGAAAUUUCAGAAAUUUCCAUAUAUGGUCAUCUAAUAUUCCUGCGCAUGUCAUGAAAUUUCCUUAACAUUUGUUACAGCAAUGAGUUUUAAUUUCCAGAUAUUGAACAUCUACUUCUGUAAGGAAAGAUAUUGCAUUUGUUUUUUGUCAUCCUAUUUAUUUGCUUUUGAACACAAAGAGUUCAGUUUUGUCAUUUCUCUUUCCUUACAAAUUUUCAGGGAUAAAUAUGCUGCAAAAACAUUUACUUUCAAUUGUCAAAACAUUCCAUUAGUUAAAUCAUCAUCUGAUGCAUAUACAGCACUUAUGACACAUGCAAGGGAUUUUCAUAAGAUUUUACAAAUGGAAAACCAGGCUUUCAAUGGUUUCUUUCUUAAUGUUUGUAGUUAUUUAUCGAAAUAAAUAACUUACUUUUUGUCAAAAAGAAAAAAAAAGAAAAUUCUUCUGCAUUUCAAAUAUAAGUUAGUAAAACAUUCCAUAUCCAUUGUUAACACUCAUUUAUUCAGCUUUUCAGUACAAAACUUUCUGUACGGAUCUAAAUAAUAUCUUUAUCUAAUUUAUAUACAAAAUUAUAUGCAAAAAAAACUUGUACUGUAAAUAUAACUAUUUCAUAAAAAAGUAAAUUUGGGAAAAUUUCCUUGCAUAUAAUAUCUACAAAUGUUGUUUUUAUGUUUGUAGUGUAUAUGGAAAGUAUGUUGUGUGAGUUCUCGUAUUUUUCCUUUUCUAUUGCAGUCUUGUGACACACUAUAGCAUGUAUGUAGAUAAAUGAGAAAUCAAGAUUUUUAAUGCGGAAUUUUUAAUCAAUACUGGAUAUCUCUAUUUCUCCUCUAUAUGCAGUUUCAAAGAAAACAAAGUAAUACUGACAUGUAAAUUAAUCAUGAAAGGCUGUUGUGUAGAUACUGUUAAUUGUUGUAUAUUGAAAAUUGUUGAUUUUUGUGUUUAAACAUUGUUUGGCAGAAAUUCAAACCUGGUUAACAUGAAAUAUUGAUGGCCUUUGUUGAUUUCAAUAAUUGUUUGAGUUUAUGGAAAUACACUUGGGAAAAUAUGCUCCGUUUAAUUUAGAUAUGAUAUACAAUUCAUUGACUUUUUCAUAUAAAUAAUGAUACAAUAUACACCUAAUUAGGAGAAAACAAAGAAAGUAAGUUUAGGCCCGGCAUGCAAGUUAUAGAAUAUCAGUUGUGUGAAGCUUCUAUUAUCCAGCAAUCUAUAUAAUAAAAGAUAUAAUUUUGUAUUUAAAGAAACAGCUCUGGCAGUAACGUGUUUUCAGAUAUAAAAUAUUGCUGUUUUAGAUACUGAAGACUUUUUAUAUAACCUUAUCUUAGCAAUAGUUCACCCGUUUAAAAUUUAUUUCAAGCGUGUAAGGGGAAAAACAUCACAUUUUGGACAUUGAUACAUCAAUAAAGAAAUUAAUUGCUAAAUUUGAUACAGCAGCCUAUAUUUUUGUAUGCAUAAUAAAUACUGAGAUUACUCUAACAAUGAAAUUUUAUAUCCAAAUUUUCUAAUUUCACAUAAAACAUACAGUGUGUGUCAUAGAUAUAAAACUGUUGUUUUUUUACAAGAAAAAUCUGUUUUGAUAAUGGGAGAUUUAUCUAAAUAAGGGAGAAUUUGGUGACUCAGAAUUGACCCUAUAACACUACAAGAUACAUCAUUUUUAUAUAAACUCAUUUCUAUGCAUAAUGUUGAAAUCCAUGCAGUCUGAUAUUUUCUCCUGUCACGCCAUCUUUAUAUUUACAACCCAUAUCAUAAUACUGCAAAUCAUAAAACUUUAUACGCAUGCAUGGGUUCUCCCUACAUUUUACCUAUUGAUAAAACAUUUGAUAAAAUGUUUAAAUACAACAGUUACUGUAAUUUUGACGUUUUUAUUCCCUGUUAAAGUUCAGUAGUAUUAGAUUCAUCAACAAAAAAAUGUUAAGAAAAUAAAAGUCUUAAUAUUUUAUUGAAUAUAACCCGGUAAAUUUUAAAUCAAAAACUGUUUUAUUUAAGGUUUUAACUGUCAUCUUUCGAUUUCUUCCAUAGACACUUCUAUUUCAAUAUGAAACAUCUGGUGUUUAAUUUGAAAAUUUAUGGAUUUUAUAUAAUUACAGAAAAUACCUUUCGAAAAAGCUACUUUCCAUACAUUAUUACCUAAUAAUUGUAAAUGCUCUCAAAUUUUAGUGCAAAAUUUUGUUUCUCGUAAUAAAAGCUUGUUAUUUUACUCAAAAUACUAGGCUUUGCUGAAACUAUAGUUUCAUUGUAAAUCAUUUUAGUAAAUGAAAAAAAGCAUUAUUUGUAAAUUUGUUCUUUUGUAAAUUUAAAAGAAAUUUAAGAUUUUAUAGGUUGAACAAUAGAGAGAAUAUUAUGUUCUUUGUUUCUUCUAUGUACUAUAUUUUGAUUUAAAUCAAGUACUUCUUACAAUAAUGUUUUAAUUGUAUGUUAAAACAGAGAUUAGUUACUAUUAAAUCUGAAAUGUUUCUUUGCCAAAAGAAGACAAAUUCAGCUGAAGUACUGAAUAUUUCAGUAUACAUGUAUUAUAAUAAAGUCAAAAACAUUGGGUUUUUUUUUCAAGUACUGUUUUAUAAGAGACAACUUUUUGUCAGUUUAAUCAUUGUCAACAUUAGUAUAUAUUUUGAUUUACAUUUCAUGAAUCUCGCUACACGAGACAAAUGAGAGAUGUGUAAUUUAUAAAACAGAAUUGCAAUAGCCUUGGUUUCUAUUUUUUAUGUUUUGCAUGUUUGUUAAAGAGGCGUUCUAUCUCUCCUCCGUUAUUACUGUUACUGUUUUUGUGAAUACUAUAUAUUAUGAUGAAAUAAAAAAAAUAUCAAAUUA
Molecule: messenger RNA, 6346 nt
Organism: Ruditapes philippinarum (Manila clam)
Lineage: Eukaryota; Metazoa; Mollusca; Bivalvia; Venerida; Veneridae
Product: endoplasmic reticulum membrane sensor NFE2L1-like
Exons: 10
Coding region: 318-2960 (880 amino acids)
Biological process (GO): regulation of transcription by RNA polymerase II
Cellular component (GO): nucleus
Molecular function (GO): RNA polymerase II cis-regulatory region sequence-specific DNA binding; DNA-binding transcription factor activity, RNA polymerase II-specific
Source: RefSeq, a predicted model, not a curated record